Talaromyces stipitatus ATCC 10500 is the source of this 1062-nucleotide messenger RNA. Its product is annotated as GDSL lipase/acylhydrolase family protein. Gene Ontology annotation, molecular function: hydrolase activity, acting on ester bonds. The coding region runs from base 1 to 1062 and encodes 353 amino acids. The record is from RefSeq and is a predicted model, not a curated record. The transcript is spliced from 3 exons. NCBI's taxonomy places the organism in Eukaryota, Fungi, Ascomycota, Eurotiomycetes, Eurotiales, Trichocomaceae.
AUGAAGUCUGUUUACGUGCUAAUGUUGCUGAGCCAGCUCACAGCGGCAGCUUUCCCGAAUCCCGGUGGGAAUAGUUCGAAAUGGAGGCUGAAGAAGUUCAAAAGCUUGGUUACCUUUGGAGAUAGCUACACUGAUGAAAGUCGAUAUGGCUAUUUUGCCAGUCACAACGGCUCUGCGCCUCCAGUUGGCUGGGUCGAUCCCAUAAGCAACAAUACUUCAUCCGGUGGAUACAUUUGGGCCCGUUAUGUUGCCAUUUCUGCGAACGUCAAUCUCUACGACUAUGCUGUUGAUGGUGCCGUCUGCUCCAAUGAGAUCUCUCCUCGAUAUGUCCCUUCUAUCAACGGCAACUUUCCAUCGGUUCUCGAGUAUGAAGUGCCAGCUUACGUUGCCGAUAGCAAAUUCGUCACGAACGGAUCUCCGUUCCUGGACAUUCCACCUUGGGGGACUGUUUAUUCAAUGUGGAUUGGAACCAAUGACCUGGGUGAAGAUGCGUUCCUAACAGAUUCUCAAGUACCCGGGAGAUCCCUUCCAGAUUAUACGGAGUGCGUAUUCACGGCAUUAGAUAAGAUUUAUGCGAAUGGUGCUCGGUACUUUGUACUUCAGAAUGUCAUUCCGCUACAACUUGUCCCUCUCUAUGCAACACCAAAAAAUGGCGGUGUAUAUGCUACAUAUGGAGACACAAGUGGGACACCGAAUGUCACAGAGACCUCGUACAGGAUGUGGGAGAGCGUGAAGACCGUCAACGAGAUCUACAAAUAUCAACUUCCGUUCGAGUUGUUGAUUCGAAACAGGUAUCCUGGUGCUCAAUUUGCUCUUAUGGAUAUGUACAGCAUUAUUUCCGACAUAUACUACAACCCUGAGCAAUAUCUCGCUUCGCCAGCCAAUGUCACCGGAUUCAUUGAACACUGUGAUGCACGUGGGGAGUGCUCUCGUUUACCAAAUGAAGAAUCUUUUCUGUGGUAUAAUUAUCUUCACCCUUCCUGGAAAACGGAUUCAAUCAUCGCGGAGCGAUUUGUUGAGGUCGUUGAGGGUCGGAGCAAGUAUGCUACGUACUGGGGAUGA